GCCGCCGUUAGCUGCACUGUAAACACUGUUAGCCGUUAGCACCCGCAGCUAACGUCACGUUAACGGGAUUUUUACCGGGCAGACGGACAGCGUGCAGGAUGGCCUCCCCUCUUCCUCUGUCCUCCCUGCGCCUCCUCAUCCCUCCUCUCCGCCUGGUGACGGCCGCCAUGUGGCAGGUCGCUUGGGAACAGAGCGUGAGGCAUUAUGGGAUGCUGGAGGACUUUGUUUCCCUGGUAACCGAUGCUGUCCCCCAGCUGCUGACGGAGCGUCAGAGGAGUCUGCUGCUUCUGGCUCUGAGGGCCAAGGUGACCCUGUCGGACCCCGACUCACCUGCCGUCCACAAACACCUGGACAGGAUCUGCUCUGUCUCCGGGCCAACGCUGGACCAGGAGCUCCAUGAAUGUUGCUCUGCUCUGUUGACUCUCAGCAACAAACUGACGCAGAGUCCCGCUGACACUCGGCGCCUCCUACAGGAGGUGUUUAACCAGAAGUUUGACUCGGCCCUCCAGUCCCUCAUUUCAGACUUUCUGUCCAGGAUCGACCAGCUGUUCCCUGUCCCCGACUUCAAACAGGCGGCCUCUUGGCUCACUGCUGCCCCUGCUGGCUUGGAUGACUGUCUGCAGGAGGCCGACAGGGAAGACCUGAGGGAGCUGCUGACCAAUCAGAGCUGUUUAUCUGGACGAGCCACCACCACAGUUACCUGUGAUGCUGAGGAGACCCUCCUGUCCGCCUGGUCCCACCCCCUCUUCACCAACCUGACCAAUCCUGACCCUCCUACCUCUGACACGGACUUCCAAUCAGACGGUCCCGUGCAGCUGGAUGUGGAGCUGGUGAAGGUGGAGGUGGUGGUGAUGGCGGAGGACGAGCAGGGCGAUAUACAUGAGGCUGUGAUUGGUCAGAACGUGUCACCAGGUAGCCUAGAGGCGUCCAAUGAGAGUUCAGCAGCGUGCAGCAACGGGUGUCCAGUGGCACAUGUAGUCCCAGAGGUGGACAGGUUGAAGGACUCCCCUUGCAACUCUGCUGACCAAUCAGAGGACACAGUUGACCAAUCAGAUCAUUCCUGCUCUGAGGUCACAGCGAACGCUCUGUACAGCAUUUCCCAUAAUUCCCAGCGGGUGGCUCACAAGUGUCCACAGUGUGGGAAGUGUUUCAUCUACCGUUCUCAGGUCAUCCGACACCUGCGCACCAACAAAUCCUGCGGUUCGGCCUUAAUGUCGUCCGGAGUCGUCACCCUGCAGGGUCGACCUGAUGGCAGUGACGAAGAGCCCCGCCCACCGGAGCCCCGCCUCCCAGAAUCCCGCCCCCUGAGGACGCACUCCUGCUUCCAGUGCAGCGCUGUCUUCAAGAGCAAAGCCGAGCUGCUGUCGCAUCAGCGAACCCACCGAGCACGCCCGAUCUACCACUGCGGCCAGUGUGACAAGGAGUUUCACCACCUGUCCAGCCUGACCAAUCACAAGCAGACCCACCUGGACAAGGGAGGUUUCACCUGCAGCAGGUGCGAGAAGGUGUUCGAGUCGGCCAAAGAGAGAGACGCCCACCGGCUGCAGCACCGGCUGCCUGACCUCACCUGCACCGUGUGCGACCAGACGUUCAGCUCUCAGACUCAGCUGCUGCGACACCUGCAGACGCACUCGGUGGAGGGCGCUGAGCCCUGCUACAACUGCCGCUUCUGUGACCAGAGCUUCUCAGGAGUGACUCAGCUCCGUAUCCACCAGCGGACUCACACCUUCCGCUCGUACCAGUGCGACCAGUGCAGUAAGACGUAUGGCUCCCUGACCGGCCUUCACUCCCACCGGGCGAGCCACAGCGCCGACAGCCGCUUCCUGUGUCCGCAGUGCGGCAAACGCUUCAAGACCCGCGACGGCCUGGAGGGUCACCUGAGGACACACACCGGUGAGCGGCCCUACCGCUGCCCCUACUGCCCCAAAGACUUCACUGCACUUGCCGGCCUCAAUGUGCACGUGCGGCGGCACACAGGCGAGCGGCCGUACGUGUGCACAGUGUGCGGUAAAGGCUGGCCGUCUGGAGGCGACCUGCAGAAACACAUGCGGACUCACACGGGUGAACGGCCGUACGUCUGCCAGGACUGUGGAAAGGCUUUUUCCAUCUCUUGCCACCUGACGGAGCACCGCCGGAUCCACACCGGCGAAAAGCCGUUUUCGUGUCCGGAAUGCGGUAAAUGUUUACGGAGGAAGUUCGACUUGAAGAAGCACAUGUUGUCCCACAGCAACGUCCGGCCGUAUGGCUGCAGCUACUGUCCCAAGAGCUACACCCGCAAAACUCACCUGAACAGACACCUGCUGACUCACAGGACUGCAGACAGCGAGGUGGACCCGGCCGAGCAGGCCUGACCUCCAGCUCACCGUCACCCUGUUCCUGACAGAACGAGGCUUCAUGUCUCAUCCUGGACCAUGGCUCAGAGUCCAGGAUGCCGUUUGAGGAGAAACUAUUGAAAGCGGCGCUGCAGCAUCGAUGUGGAUCAAGUUCACUGUGAAAGUUCAACCACAGUUUAUAUUCUGGUAUCAUUACAAACGGAAAAAAGAAAAUUUGAGUUACAUAUUGAAUUAACUGUUUAAAGCCAGUUUCAUAGCUGGAUGUUGAAUUCUGACAAAUCCAAAGUAAAAUGAGAGCGGCACGAAUAUGAAUUCAAGGUUGUUUAGCUGUAACAACACAACGUGUCAACAUGUCUGAAAUAUCUAAAUAAAAUAUGAGAAAUAAACUAAAAUGUAGAAGAAA
Molecule: messenger RNA, 2736 nt
Organism: Stegastes partitus (bicolor damselfish)
Lineage: Eukaryota; Metazoa; Chordata; Actinopteri; Pomacentridae
Product: zinc finger protein ZFMSA12A-like
Exons: 12
Coding region: 99-2351 (750 amino acids)
Biological process (GO): regulation of transcription by RNA polymerase II
Molecular function (GO): RNA polymerase II cis-regulatory region sequence-specific DNA binding; DNA-binding transcription factor activity, RNA polymerase II-specific
Source: RefSeq, a predicted model, not a curated record